AUGGUUUUAAAGAAGAAGAAGGAAAUUCAGGUAGAUGCAUUCUUUCUUGAUCAUCAUCAGCUUGAAAAACUUAAGAGGUUUUCAAAGGCUGAAGAGCAAAACCUGGCAUCUCUGCUUCUGCACUGUGCACAGCUGAGCAAUGGCAUCCAGCAGAUCCAGUGUAUUAAACAAAUUAUGCCAUUGGUAAAGAAGAUGGAUCAAAACUCUGCAUGUGAUCCCAUGGUUAAAGCUUGUUUGGAUAUUUUGGGAGAGACAUAUUUUUCACUGGGUGCGAAGAAUCCCUUGAAAAAAGUAUUAGCAAGUUCACUAAACAGUCUUCCUGAAGAGUUUAUGACAUUAGCUGUACAAAGCUUUGUAUGCUGCCUUAGGGAAGAACUGAAAACCACAGACAUAUAUUUGUACAGAAAAGUACUGGACAACCUUGCUUCCUGUAUGGAGGACUUCAGCUUAGGUAGAGCGAGUAUUAAGAACCUGUUUGAAGAAGUUCUUCAGUUUCUGCAGAAGUCAUUGCUUGGCAUACAGGAAGAAAACAGGCAAAAUCAUGGAAAUCGUAUUGUUCAGACUCAGUUGAUGCACGAUUUACUGAUAGCCAUUAAAGUUUCAAUGAUGCUUGUACAGAAAUUACAAGAAAAUACCCAGGGAAGUCUUUGGAAACACCAUGAAUCUUUCGUUUGGCAAAGUAUGUGUAGUUUACUGAAAAGCUCCACAAACUUCCUAAUGGAUGCAACUCUUCUGCAAACUGUUCAGGCUACCUCAGGACUGGCUGUUAUUCUGUUUACUAAAGCUAUGUAUGAGCCGGUUGAAGAAUUACCUUCUUUGGUCAGUGGCUUGCUGCUUGGGUCAAUGAAACAUGCAGGCGUGCCAGCAUGGUUUGUGAGUAACUGUGGGACUCUGUGUACGGAAGAGCUUCCUGACUCGGUCCUUCUCUUUCUUUGCCAUGGAGCACUGGCUAUGCUGGAAUGGAAAAAUGGCAGCAUGGGUGAAAAUGGAGAGAAACUGUUACUAGAUAUCGCAUCAGUCUUACUGUCUUUGAGUUCAGAGUUGAAAGAAUCCAGUACGGCAACGUCUUUGUCUAGAAUCCUUGCUAUUUGGACUAAUUCCGCACUGGCUGCCCUUGUUUCAGGCUCCCCAAAUCUAAAAAUCAAACUUAAUGGGAACUCGGACGUAAUUGGGAAGCUGCUGGAAUACAUUUAUACACACUGGGAACACCCUCUGGAUGCUGUUAGACACCAAACCAAAUUGAUAUUCAAGAAUGUUCUUCGGAUACACCGAACCACCAUUACUGGAUCCAAUGAAAAAUCAGACCCAUUCUUUGCAAGGCUGAUGAAGCGUUUACUAAGCUUGGAAUGGCAUGUAAAAGGGAAAUACGCUUCUCUUGGCUGUCUUGUGGAGUGUGUGGGCACUGAAAACAUACUACAGUUGGACAGAACAAUUCCAGUACAAAUCUUGGACGUGAUGAAUGAUCAGUCUCUUGCCCCCUAUGCUAGUGAUCUUUUGGAAACCAUGUUUACAAAUCACAAAGCCCAUUUUACUUUGAGUUUUCAAGAAAGCACCUGGAUUGACCAGUGGCAUGACAUCUGGGUUUCUCCUCUUCUAGUAAUACUGUGUGAAGGGAACCAUGACCAAACUACUUAUAUAAUAGAUUACUAUUUACCAAAAUUGCUCAAAUGUAGCCCUGACAGUCUGAGCUACAUGAUUAGAAUUCUUCAGGCUUCUGCAGAUGCUAAUCUAGGCUCUCGCUGUACUAGAGGAGCUCUCGGAGCAUUAAUGGCAUGCCUAAGAACAGCCAGGGCUCAUGGACACCUGGAAUUUUCAAAUAUCAUGAGCAAUGGUCUUGUAUCCACUGAAUGUAUAAAACAGGGUCUAGUUCAUCAGCACAAUCAGGUUUGCAUUGAUGCGUUAGGUUUACUUUGUGAAACCCAUCGUAGCACGGAAAUUGUGUCUAUGGAAGAAAUGCAACUCAUUCAGUUUUUUAUGAUGUACAACUUGAACAGCCAGUCUCCUUCAGUAAGGCAACAGAUAGCUUCUUUACUGAGAAAGUUAUUUUGCAGGAUACAAGAAAGUUCCCAGGUGCUUUAUAAGUUGGAGCAAAAUAAAACCAAGCAAGAGUUACUUGAAAACUCAACUAAAAGGCAUCCUUUGGGGAUUUUGCAGCAAUAUAAGGAUUUCAUGUCAUCUGUAUGUGACAGACUUUUUGAGGUACUGUUUCCCGGUUCAUCACACCCAACCAGAUUUUCUGCACUAACUAUUUUAGGAUCAGUAGCAGAAAUAUUUUCUGUUCCAAAAGGCCAGGCACAAGUUUUUCAGUUGGAUCAGGAGAUUGAUUCUACUCGUAUCCGAACUUUGAUCCAGUGUUUUGCCAGUACUUUUGAGGAAGUAAAAGUUCUGGCAUUUGGGCUUUUGAUGAAACUACGUGAUGUUGCAUUUAAUUUACAGGAUUCUGAAACUCUAGGUCUAUUCCAAGCAGCAAUGGAUCUUAGCACAAGUACCAAGCCAUAUGAUUGUGUCACUGCUUCGUAUUUGUUGAACUUUUUAGUACAUCAUAAAGGACUACAGCAUAUUUGUUUAGGGAAAUGGGUUGAGCAUAACCCCCAGAUGGAUGAAAACACAUCAGUAAGUACAGUGGAGAAGAACACUUUAGCAGUUUUCAAGCUUUUGUUGGUGAAUGUUGAAGAAGAAAUAUUUCAAGCUAAGAAGUCUCUGCUUCAGGCAGCAGCAUCAUUCCCAAUGUACGGGAGAGUGCACUGUAUAACUGGGGCUUUGCAGCAAUUACCUUUUAAUAACUUGACAUUGGUAGCUGAAUGGAAGGAAAUGGUGGCCAGGCUCAUUCUGAUGUCAUACAAACUCUCUGCUGUGGUAUCACCAGUAGUGCAGAGCUCAUCACCAGAGGGUCUUAUUCCAAUGGAUAGUGAUUCAGAAAGUGCAGGUCGUCUGCAGAUGAUUCUGCAUGAGAUACAACCACAGGACACGAAUGAUUAUUUUACACAAGCAAAAAUUUUGAAAGAACACUGCGAAGUAGAGUCUGAAAAGCUGGCUGACCACAGGCCAAUGGAAAAUAUUUGCACAGAAAUGAGAGGUAAAGAAAGACAAACAUGUGAUGUCACAGCCCAAAUGGUUCUUGUAUGUUGCUGGAGAAGCAUGAAGGAAGUAUCUCUGCUCUUAGGGACACUGUGUAAACUUCUGCCUUCACAGGCUGCAUCUGAACCUUCAGAUGGACUGAUUACUGUAGAACAGGUUAAAAAUAUUGGGGACUACUUUAAACAUCAUCUGCUGCAGUCGAGGCACAGGGGUGCAUUUGAAUUGGCAUACGCUGGCUUUGUGCAACUUACAGAAAUGCUUUCCAGAUGUAACAGUGAGAGUCUGCGCAGGAUGCCAGAGCAGUGGCUAAGCUGUGUGUUAGAAGAAAUCAAAUCUUGUGAUCCGUCGUCUACACUGUGUGCAACCAGACGUAGUGCGGGAAUUCCAUUCUACAUACAGGCUUUGUUAGCUUCAGAACCAAAGAAGAGCAAAACAGAUUUGCUGAAAAUGACAAUGAAAGAAUUGAUAUCUUUGGCUGCACCUUUGAAUGAAUCAUCAAGUGUAGUUCCACAGGUUCAUGCUUUAAAUAUCCUCCGAGCACUGUUUAGGGAUACACGUUUAGGUGAAAACAUCAUGCCUUAUGUUGCAGAUGGAAUACAAGCAGCAAUUCUAGGUUUUAUGUCACCUGUCUGGGCAGUAAGAAAUUCAUCUACACUUCUGUUUAGCGCUCUGAUUACAAGAAUUUUUGGGGUUAAAAGAGGGAAGGAUGAAAAUUCAAAAAAAAAUAGAAUGACAGGAAGGGAGUUCUUCUCUCGGUUUCCAAGUCUUUAUCCUUUCCUUCUCAAGCAGUUGGAGGUUGUAACCAAUACUUUGAACAGUGAAGCUGAAGAGUUCAAAAUCCAUCCAAGCCUUUUCCUUUUGCUUUUAAUCCUGGGAAGGCUGUAUCCAUCUCCAAUGGAUGGCACUUACUCAGCACUGAGCAUGGCACCGUUUGUCCCAUUUAUUAUAAGGUGUGGGCACUCUCCUGUGUACCGUUCACGUGAGAUGUCAGGUCGGGCCCUUGUUCCAUUUGUUAUGGUAAAUGAAGUACCACGUACAGUGCUGUCCUUGUUGGAGGGGCUUCCAGACUCUACCAGUCCUUGCAUACGACAGAAUAAUAUUCAUGGAACGCUUCUGCAAGUUUUUCACUUGCUGCAGUCAUAUUUAGAAUCAAAACAGCUCGUUCAUUCGGACUUUCAGCAGGGGCUGGAUGACAUCAUUACCUGUAUAGGAACCAAACUGUGGUUGGCUAAAAGGCCAAAUCCUUGUUUGGUGACCAGAGCUGCCUAUCUUGAUGUCCUUGUGAUGCUGAGUACUCACCUGGGGAAGUUUCAAAAGCAAGGAAUGCAAUUUUUUGGAUUUUGGGAAGAGAUGAACAGAGUUAUUUCAGAUUCUGAAUUGGUGUCCGGUAUCCCCUACUCAUCUGCCAUACCAGGACUGAUACAGUAUCUUCAGAGCAUCACCAAACUUGUAAUAUCAGUGCUGUCAGUGACUGCAGGUCCUGACAUCCAGGGCAGCAGUUCAGCUGUUGCAAAGCAAAUAGCCAAGCCAUCAUUGUCAAUACUUCAUCUCCUUCACUGUGAGUUUCAUGAAGUACGUCUGCUUGCGUUGGAAGCAAUACUGCUGUGGUUGAAACAAAUAAAUACCAAGCAGAUAGGAGAAGAAGGAGGAGGUGUAUUGUGUUUACUCAUUGCUUUGGAGGGCAGUCUUCUCACAAUGGCUCUGAAGGAAAAGAAUCUCCAGUGUUUUUGCAAGGUGCUGGAAAUUCUUUAUAAUAUGGAUCUCAGAAAUGUGAUUCCAAAGACUGAAUGCUCUAUGAAAAUGAAUCCAAAUGAGCUCUUAACCUGGAGUUUAAACAUUGUAGAUAUCUCCAACAGCACUGAAGUUCAAAGUGUAGCUCUCAAAUUUGCCUCCAAGUUGGUAAUCCAUCUGUUGCAGAACCAUCAGCAGAUUUCAGAAGAAGUCCUGAAAAAAUGGGUUCAAGUGAUAGUUUAUUUUUGUGGAGAUGAGCAACAGACAGAGAUGUUGUUAGCAGCUGCUGAAGUUCUUAAAAAUAUAACAACAUUUCUUCUGAUCAACGAGAAGCUCGUUCUUGGACUGUCUGAUACCCUUGCUAUGUGGAAAUGUGUGGUUCUACUGCUGCAGAAUGAAGAUUUGGUAGUAAGGGAUGCUGCUGCUGAGGUUAUACAAGUGGCACAGUCUGAAAAAAAGAGCAGUAAAGGAACAGAGUUUGCACUUAGGAUAGUGAAUGCUCCGAUGGCCUUGGAUUUAGCGUUUGGCAUACUGUGCGAGCUGCUGCAGCGGUGGGGGGAGAUCCGUGCCGGUGUACCCAUCCUGCUGGAGUGGCUACUGGGAGACAGCGAUCUGGAAAGAGACUCAGAGACUUCAGCCCCGGAAGAAGAUGAUUACCUGUUUGAUAAAGGGGAAGUCAAUUUUUGGGCAGAGAAGUUGACUCAUGUCAGACAACUUAGUAAGCACCUUUUACAGCUUGUAUCAGUGACUCAUCUAACUUUACCAGAUCACGGAGAACUUAAUCGACUAUCAAGAAUAGCACUGGACCAAGCCCAGCUCAUUGGACGUCACCUUAGAGCGCUACCUCCAACUCCAGAAUUUUCCAAAACUGCAGAAUUCACAAGAUUGGCUAUUCAAAAUGAGAGAGUAUCAGUCUGCCUUAAAAUAUUAAAUCUGCUGAAGUCUGAUGAUACUUGCAAAAAUGAAAAUCUGGAAAAGUAA
Molecule: messenger RNA, 5790 nt
Organism: Nipponia nippon (crested ibis)
Lineage: Eukaryota; Metazoa; Chordata; Aves; Pelecaniformes; Threskiornithidae
Source: RefSeq, a predicted model, not a curated record